Molecule: messenger RNA, 2243 nt
Organism: Piliocolobus tephrosceles (Ugandan red Colobus)
Lineage: Eukaryota; Metazoa; Chordata; Mammalia; Primates; Cercopithecidae
Product: A-kinase anchor protein 4-like
Biological process (GO): intracellular protein localization
Cellular component (GO): sperm fibrous sheath; cytoplasm; sperm principal piece
Molecular function (GO): protein kinase A binding
Source: RefSeq, a predicted model, not a curated record
CUUUCUUUUCUUUCUCUUUCCAGAUGUCUGACGAUAUUGACUGGUUCCGCAGCCACAGGGGUGUGUGCAAGGUAGAUCUCUACAACCCAGCAGGACAGCAAGAUCAGGACCGAAAAGUGGAUGCUGCUGGUUCCAGCUCAGAAGGCAACUUAAACCUGGGAAAUCUGGAAGAAAAAGAGAUUAUCGUGAUCAAGGAUACUGAGAAGAAAGACCAGUCUAAGACGGAGGGAUCUGUGUGCCUUUUCAAACAAGCUCCCUCUGAUCCCGUAAGUGUCCUCAACUGGCUUCUCAGUGAUCUCCAGAAGUAUGCCUUGGGUUUCCAACAUGCAUUGAGCCCCUCAACCUCUACCUGUAAACAUAAAGUAGAAGACACAGAGGGCGAAUAUCACACAGAAUCCUCGAACUGCUACAGCGUCUAUGCUGAUCAAGUGAACAUAGAUUAUUUGAUGAACAGACCUCAAAACCUACGCCUAGAAAUAACGGCAGCUAAAAACACCAACAAUAAUGAAAGUCCUUCAGCUACUCCAGCCAAACCUCCUAGCACUCAGAGAGCAGUCAUUUCCCCUGAUGGAGAAUGUUCUAUAGAUGACCUUUCCUUCUACGUCAACCGACUAUCUUCUCUGGCAAUCCAGAUGGCCCAUAAGGAAAUCAAGGAGGAGUUGGAAGGUAGAAGCAAAUGCCUUCAUCAUUCAAUCUAUCCAUUCCCUGGGAACAAAGAGAGAAUCGGUCCCCAAACUGCUGUGAGCAGAAUUGCCUCUGAAAUGGCCCAUGAAGCUGUGGAACUGACCGCUGCAGAAAUGCAUGGCACUGAGGAGAAGUCCAGGGAAGGUGGCCAGAAAAGCUUUCUAUAUAGUGAAUUAUCCAACAAGAGCAAAAGUGGAGACAAACAGAUGUCCCAGAGCAAAGAAUUUGCAGAUUCCAUCAGCAAGGGGCUCAUGGUUUAUGCAAAUCAGGUGGCAUCUGACAUGAUGGUCUCUGUGAUGAAGACCUUGAAAGUGCACAGCUCUGGGAAGCCAGUUCCAGCGUGUGUGGUCCUGGACACCAAGGAGAUUGUGUCCGAUUUGAUUGAUUCCUGAAUGAAGAACCUGCAUAAUAUUACUGGGGUCCUGAUGACUGACUCAGACUUUGUCUCAGCUGUCAAGAGAAAUCUGUUCAUCCAAUGGAAACAAAAUGCUGUAGACAUCAUGGAGGCCAUGCUGAAGCGCUUGGUCAGUGCACUUAUUGGUGAGGAGAAGGAGACUAAGUCUCAGAGUCUGUCAUAUGCAUCUUUAAAAGCUGGGUCCCAUGAUCCCAAAUGCAGGAACCAGAGUCUUGAAUUCUCCACCAUGAAAGCUGAAAUGAAAGGGAGGGACAAAGGCAAAAUGAAAUCAGAUCCAUGCAAGUCGCUGACUAGUGCUGAGAAAGUCGGUGAACACAUUCUCAAGGAGGGCCUGACCAUCUGGAACCAAAAGCAAGGAAACCCACGCAAGGUGGCUACCAAAGCAUGCAGCAAUACAGGUGAGAAAGGAGAAAAGAUCAGUGCUUUCACAGAUUCAGUGGCCAAGGACCUGAUUGUCUCUGCCCUUAAGCUGAUCCAGUACCAUCUGACCCAGCAGACUAAGGGCAAAGAUACAUGUGAAGAAGACUGUCCUGGUUCCACCAUGGGCUAUAUGGCUCAGAGUACUCAAAAUGAAAAGUGGGAAGGUGGCCAAGGUGCCAAAGCACUUUCAGUGAAACACCUAGAAUCUCACAGAGCCCCUGGACCACAGAACUAUCAAGACUCUCUUGGACAUGAAGUAAUUGUCAAUAAUCAGUGCUCUACAAAUAGCUUGCAGAAGCAGCUCCAGGCUGUCCUGCAGUGGAUUGCAGCCUCCCAGUUUAACGUGCCCAUGCUCUACUUCAUGGGAGAUAAGGAUGGACAACUGGAAAAGCUUCCUCAGGUUUCAGCUAAAGCAGCAGAGAAGGGGUACAGUGUAGGAGGUCCUCUUCAAGAGGUCAUGAAGUUUGCCAAGGAAUGGCAACUGGAUGAAGCCGUGGGAAAGGUGGCCAGGAAACAGUUGCUGGACUGGCUGCUCGCUAACCUAUGAGCUGACAAUUUCUUUGACUCGUCUUCAUCUUAGCCCCCCUAGCAGCAUUCCAUCCCAGCCAGAGCACCACCACCAUCAGGCCAGUCAACUGCACAAUACACAACUGUGUUUCCCAAUACACUUGAGCAGUUGCCUGUGAAUGUAAGAGGUGUCAACAAACUGGGAAAGAAAAUGAAU